AUGUCGGCUGACGCUCCCGCCGACCCGACUAAGACAGCAGCUGUUGAACGGAGGCUUCCCCUUCAACUCGAACAUCUUUCAAAGCUCAUCGGAGAACAGCCCGAGGCCCUGGCCACAGGGAGCGAAGAGUUCCGCCAGGCCGCCCUAGACGCAACAAAAUGGGUCUACGACCACGCUCUCUCCACCGAGCACCCCGCCUCACAUCAGCCAGGCUCCGCAGACGCGCGCGAGGGCCGCCGCCGCCGCUGCUGCGGCGCGACCCCACCCCCCUCCACUCCGGCAAGCGGCAGCAACGACCGCAAGCGGAAGCGCGACGAGCCGGACGGCCCCGCGCCCACGCCCGCACGCCCCGCGGCCCCGGUCAUGCAGGAGACCCCGCUCGCGGAGCUGUUCGUGCAGGAGAUGAGCGACGAGCAGAUCUGGGCGCAGCUGGAGCUGCGCGCGCGCGGCGUGUGCGAGAUGCUCGAGUACGCGCUCGACGGGCCGAUACGGGUCGACGCGGACGAGGACGAGGGGGGCGGCGUGGGGGGAGAGAGCGAGAGCGAGAGCGAGGAGGAUGAGCUGGACGAGGAGGCGAGCCGGCGGGAGCUCGAGGAGAUGAAGGCGGCGCUGCUCGCGGAGGGGUGGGACCCGGCCGACCUGGAGAACCUGGAGCUCGCGGGGUCGGAGGACGAGGAGAGCGACGAGGAAGAUGGAGACGAGGAGGAGAGCAGCGAGGAAAGCGAGGAGGGCGACGAUGCGGACCUUGGGGAGGGCGUGGAGGAGCUGCGGGACCCUUCCGACGACGACUCGGACGACGACGACCCGGGGCUGGAUCUGGACGAGCCGUCUUUCUUCUCUGGAGGCCAGCGGACGCUGAGGUUCAAGCGGAAGAAGGGCGGGCACCCCGAGCUGGACGACGGCUUUUUUGACCUCGCGGCAUUCAAUGCGGAGAUCGAGGCUGCGGAGUCCAAGCACGUUUCGCGCGGUAGACUCAGCCAGGACGACGAGGACGACGAUGACGAUAACGAGGAAGUUGACCUUUUCGCACCGGUUGACGGCUCAGCGGCAUUUGAUGAAGAGGAUCUUGAAGGCGGCGGAGAGUUGCUCUACAAAGACUUCUUCGACCCUCCCACAGCCGUUAAGGCCCCGAAACCCAAGAAGCCUUCUAAACCUGCUAGUGGGGCCGCUUCAACAGGGAAGGUUCGCUUUAACGACCAGGUCAGGGUGAAGAAGAUCAAGGCAAAGGGCAAGAAUCUCCCUGUUUCAGCCAUGUUUUAUGAAGAGGAAGAGGAGGACGAAGGCGAAGAUUCUUCAUAUGUUGACACGAUAGGUGAUGAUGACGACAACGACGACGACAAAGAGGACGAGGAUGAAGAUAUGUCGGCGGAGGAAGAUGAAGAUAGCGACGACGACGAGUUGGAAGAAGAGGAUGAGACGUCAAUAGAAGACGAGGACUAUGAUGACCUGGCGACGAUACGGCGUACAAAGGAUGAUCUCCUCGCUGACGAUGACGAGGAGGAGGACGACCAGAAAGGGAUGUCGACGCAUGAAAAGCGUAUGGCGACACUGCGCGAAGAGAUCGCGGCGUUGGAAGCUGAAAACAUUGGCAAGAAGGAUUGGACUCUCAUGGGCGAGGCGACAUCCAAGUCGCGACCACAAAAUUCGCUUCUUGAAGAAGACCUGGAAUUCGAACGGGUGAUGAAGUCCGUGCCAGUCAUCACCGAAGACGUUGUUCACAGCCUCGAAGAGCGGAUCAAGGCUCGCAUCCUCGAGGGACAGUUCGACGACGUUGUGCGGAAACGUCCAGUUGACGACAAGCCUUUCCUCCCGUCACGCUUCUUCGAGCUUCAAGACUCCAAGUCGAAGCAGUCGCUCGCGGAGAUCUACGAAGACGAAUACACCGCGGCACAGAGCGGUGGCGUUGCGGGGCAAGAUCGCGACGGCAAGCUCCAGAAGGAACACAAAGAGAUCGAGAAGCUUUGGGAGAAUAUCUGCCACAAGCUGGAUGCGCUGUGCAACGCUCACUUCACUCCUAAGGCUCCCAAGGGCACAAUCGAGAGCGUCUCCAAUGUCGCCGCCGCGAGUUUGGAAUCUGCACUCCCGACUAUGAUGGCUACUUCGAGCAUGCUCGCUCCAGAGGAGAUCUUCGCACCGUCAUCACGCGACUUGCGUGCGCGCAGUGAGCUCACGCCGACUGAGAAACGCGCCCUCCGGAACAAGACGAAGAAGGCAAAGAAAAAGACCCGCGACGCGAUCGAGAAGAGUGUACAGAAGUUCGGGCGGCCAAAAGGCGUCGGCGACGUCAAGCGGCAGAAGGAGGCUGCGCUCAAGACACUGGUCAAGAACGGGAAGGGUGUCACGGUGGUGGGCAAGAAAAGCAAGGAGGCGGAGGGCAAACGCGCACGAGGCAAGUCAUGA
Molecule: messenger RNA, 2400 nt
Organism: Epithele typhae
Lineage: Eukaryota; Fungi; Basidiomycota; Agaricomycetes; Polyporales; Epitheliaceae
Product: Mpp10 protein
Exons: 6
Coding region: 1-2400 (799 amino acids)
Biological process (GO): rRNA processing
Cellular component (GO): Mpp10 complex; small-subunit processome; sno(s)RNA-containing ribonucleoprotein complex
Source: RefSeq, a predicted model, not a curated record